AUGGCGACCAAGCAUCUCUUCGACAGCUCCCAGGGCCUCGUCGACCGCAACCUGCGCGGCACCGUGGCGCAGAACCCCGCUCUGCGAUACUAUGCGCAACACAAGGUCGUCUUUGAUCCCUCGCACGACAACAAGAAGGUAGCCGUCAUUUCGGGAGGCGGUGCCGGCCACGAGCCCGCUCAAGCCGGCUUCGUCGGAAAGGGAAUGCUCGCUGCUUGCAUCUCUGGUGACAUCUUCGCCUCGCCUUCGGCUGCCCAGAUUUGCUCAGGUAUCGACCUGAUCAACCAUGAUGCCGGUGUGGUCAUGGUCGUGAACAACUAUACAGGCGACUGCCUCCACUUUGGUCUCGCUGCUGAAAAGGCUCGUGCCGCCAUGGCUUACUCUGGCAAGCAGGGCGGUGGCGUCGAGGCUGUCAUUGUUGCCGACGAUGUCGCCGUUGGCCGAAAGCGUGGCGGUCUCGUCGGCCGACGAGGUCUCGCUGGCAACAUCUUCACCUGCAAGAUCCUUGGUGCUGCUUCCGACAAGGGCAUGGACGUCAAGCGUAUCGGCGAGCUCGGCCGCAACUUGAUGGACAACAUGGUCUCGAUCGGCACCUCGCUUGAUCACUGCCACGUCCCCGGUCGUCCCAAGGGAGACGAGGAGCGCGGUGCUCUCGCCGAAGAGGCUUGCGAGCUCGGAAUGGGCAUCCACAACGAGCCCGGUUUCAAGCAUAUGGACAAGAAGCCUGAGCCCGAGGCGCUCCUUGGCGAGAUGCUCGACCUUCUGCUCGACCCCAACGACGCGGACCGUGCCUACACUCCUUUCGACAAGGACGACGCACCCGUUCUGUUCGUCAACAACCUCGGUGGUAUGAGCCAGCUCGAGAUGAACGCCAUUGUCGACCUCACCAUCGAACUGCUUGAGAGCAAGUGGAACCUGCACCCUUGCCGUGUUCUCUGCGGUCCUUACAUGACCUCGCUCAACGCUCCCGGCUUUGGUGUCUCGCUGAUCAACCAGAAGCGAUUCCAAAAGAACACCGGUCAGGACUUGCUCGAGCUGCUGGAUUACCCUACCACUGCCUACUCGUGGCUCGGUGUCCAGAGCGGCUGGGGUGCCACCAGCGGCCACCCACGCGAUCGCAAGGCCGAGGAGAAGGAGGCUUCCGAUCAUCUUCAGUCUGUCCGCAAAGCUGGUGGGUCUGUCAGUGGUCUUGCCGACCCUGGUGCUUCGUCCAACGGCCCUGUCAACCCUAACCCCGAGCUUGUCAAGAAGGCCAUCAUCGCUGCAUGCGAUGCCACCGUCGAGAUUGAGCCGACGCUGACCCGCUACGACACCAUCGUCGGUGACGGUGACUGCGGUGAGACCCUCGCUCAGGCUGGUGGCGAGGUCAAGAAGGCCCUUGAGAAGGGCGAAAUCCCCGUCGACAACGCCGCCGGCACGCUCAUCGCCAUCGGUGAGGUUCUCGAGUACGCCAUGGGUGGUACCUCGGGCGCCAUCUACGCACUCUUCUUCGCUGGUCUCGUCCAGUCGUUGCUCUCUCAACCCAAGGGUGCUCAGGCCGACUCCAAGGCAUGGGGUAAGGCCGCGGUCGACGCUCUCGAGAACCUGGGCCGAUACACUCCCGCUCGUCCUGGUGACCGAACGCUCGUGGACGCUCUCGACCCCUUCUGCCGCGCUCUGGGUGCAGGCAAGUCGCUCGCCGAGGCCGUGGACGCAUGCAAGGAUGGCGCCGAAAAGACUCAGGCCUUGACGCCUCGUCUGGGACGUGCCACGUACGUUGGCAGCAAGGACGAUGGCGAGAUGCCCCCCGAUCCCGGUGCGUGGGGUGUCUGGGCGCUCACUGACGGUCUGCGCAAGGGCCUCGGUCAGUAA
Molecule: messenger RNA, 1851 nt
Organism: Pseudozyma hubeiensis SY62
Lineage: Eukaryota; Fungi; Basidiomycota; Ustilaginomycetes; Ustilaginales; Ustilaginaceae
Product: dihydroxyacetone kinase
Exons: 1
Coding region: 1-1851 (616 amino acids)
Biological process (GO): glycerol catabolic process
Cellular component (GO): cytosol
Molecular function (GO): glycerone kinase activity; ATP binding
Source: RefSeq, a predicted model, not a curated record